AUCUACUCCCACCUCUGUCUCGUCUUCCCCUCCCCAAAUCUCUCUGCCAGUGCCCAUCUCACACACCUUGCGCUGCUCCUUGCUACGGACGUCAUGGCCUUCAGCAGGAGAUCCUACCACAGGGGGAGCACGACGGCGGAUGCUGCAACCAGCACCCGCCGCUGGGAACGAUGACCACCGGCCGCUGCAAAACGGGGGGCACCCGUAGAUGACUGGAGCGUGGACGGUGCGGCGAAUCGAUGUGCUUCAACCGGCAUAACACAGGGCUACAACCGGCAAGAGUUUUUGCUGGGACCGGCGAAGUUUUUUUUGUUGCAUCGAAGAACGGCGGAAGCUGCUGCCAUGAAAAAAGCUGGAACUGGCUACAGGAAAAGUUACAACCAGCAAACAAAAAAGCUUCAACCAUUGUCAUGGUGACCACGAGCUACAUCGACAGUGACCACAAGCUGCACAUUUGCUGGAAGCGGCAUCAUGGGGUGCUGCAACCGGUGGUGGCAGAAGCGUCCACUGGCCAUGUGAAAGCUGCAACUACAACCAGAGGGAAAGCACGACCAGUGAUCGGAAUUGCUACAACCGGUGACCGGGGUGGGCGAGAAGAAGAUGCUACAAUAUUUGUUUUGCUGGAAGCGGUGAUGAGAAAAACUUCAAGCGGCAACGAGAAAAGUUUCAACCAUAGACUACAGAAGGACGGUGACGAGCCAUGGAGUGCGUUGGACGACCGCAGCGACGUGCGCCGCGAGCUUGAUGGAGGGUGCUGCGACCGGGGCGGCGUGGAGCAACGAGCUCGCCCGACGGCAUAGUGCUAGCUCGGCGAGGGCCACGAAGCGCUAGAACUAGAUUCGGGGGCGCGAUGGAGCCUAAGCGUGCGGCGCCGAUGAGCGCGCACUACAUGCUGGAAAUAGGCAGCGGCGAAGCGCACAAGCCCGGAUAUGCAGUGGUUUGACGAGGUCGUGGGCAGUUUUCUUUUUCUUUUUCUGCGAAGCACUUGUAUUACGAGGAUGACGCCAGAAUCCCAUGGCCCACAUGACUCGUAUCGCGCGGCUGCCAGGCGACCGGCCGAAACUUUCGGCCGGCGCGCCGGCGCCUAUUGCUGCCCUUACAA
This is a messenger RNA of Triticum aestivum (bread wheat), 1102 nucleotides long. RefSeq lists its product as uncharacterized. The transcript has 2 exons. Bases 240 to 800 code for a protein of 186 amino acids. Lineage: Eukaryota; Viridiplantae; Streptophyta; Magnoliopsida; Poales; Poaceae. The record is from RefSeq and is a predicted model, not a curated record.